AUGCGUGCAGUGGAAAAUAUUAUACAGGAACGCCGUUUGCUAGAAGAAAUUGAAUAUCCUCUAGUAUGCAAUUUGCGUUACGCUUUUCAAGAUGAUGAAAAUCUAUUCAUGGUCCUUGACUUGAUGUUAGGUGGUGAUUUAAGGUUUCAUUUGGAACGACAAGCUUGCAUGAGAGAGGAUGUAGUAAAGUUUUAUGUUGCUGAAGUUAGUUUGGGAUUGAAUUAUUUACAUUCUAAAAAGAUUGUUCAUAGGGAUUUAAAACCUGAUAACGUUCUUUUGGAUGAAAAGGGGCAUGCUCAUUUAACCGACUUUAAUAUAGCUGUUCAUUUCAAUGAAAGAAAGCCUCUUACAUCGGUUGCUGGUUCUAUGGCAUAUAUGGCAAUCCUUCAUGAACCUCUUCAAUUUCCUGAUAAUGUUUAUGAUCUAGUUUCUAGAGAAUGUAUUGAUUGUUUAAAACGGUUUUGUGAACGGGAUAUAAGCAAACGUCUUGGAUGUGGUCCUAACGGUUUAGAAGAUAUUAAACGUCAUCCAUGGUUUAGAGAUAUAGAGUGGGAUAAGCUUGAUACAAAACAAGCUAAAGCUCCAUUCAUUCCAGAUGUAUGCCAUAUAAUUUCUCUUGAGGAACUUCUUCUUGAAGAUAAUCCUCUCAAAGCUAAAAAACGUGCGAAUCCCAAUCAAGACCUUAGUGAACUUUCAAAAGAAAUGAGAAUGAUGGAAGAAAAAUUCUUAAUAUAUGACUUUACUAAGAUGGCUAGAAGAAGCUAUUUUGUAAAUCCACCAGAAAGAUCAACUAGGCGAAGAAGCGAAAGAAGCAGUGGAUCCACUACUGUCGAUCGAAUGAUGAAUAAUUAUUCCGGUGCAACUAUUCAACUUGAUAAUAUUGACAGUACUGAUACUUCAAAUCUUACUUCAAAUCUUCAACAUCCAUCAAUGGUAAAACUACAACAUGCACGUACUGAGUCGGAUCUUACUGCU
Molecule: messenger RNA, 975 nt
Organism: Racocetra fulgida
Lineage: Eukaryota; Fungi; Glomeromycota; Glomeromycetes; Diversisporales; Gigasporaceae
Source: the annotation of a GenBank genome assembly